Leptomonas pyrrhocoris is the source of this 1620-nucleotide messenger RNA. Its product is annotated as protein kinase A catalytic subunit isoform 1. Gene Ontology annotation, molecular function: cAMP-dependent protein kinase activity; ATP binding. Gene Ontology annotation, biological process: peptidyl-serine phosphorylation; signal transduction. The record is from RefSeq and is a predicted model, not a curated record. Gene Ontology annotation, cellular component: cAMP-dependent protein kinase complex. Lineage: Eukaryota; Euglenozoa; Kinetoplastea; Trypanosomatida; Trypanosomatidae. The coding region runs from base 490 to 1620 and encodes 376 amino acids. The transcript has a single exon.
AGUUUACCCGUUCUCCUGAACAACUUGCUCGCUCGCCUCGCACACCCGUCUUGUUUUCGCGGCGCAGCUUAGCAUUGAAUGCGUUGCGGCUUUGCUCACAUUAUUUGCUGAAAAAAAAAGAAAUAUAGAGAAAAGAACUAGGUGGAACAACAAAGCAAGAAUCGAUUAAUAAUAAGACAGAAACACCCCCAAACAAUCUCAAACGUCCACCCAACAUAUACACACAAACGCGUUUCAUCUAACAGCACGUUCCCCCCUCCCCCUUUGCCAGUUCAUGUAAAGGCUUCUCUUCUCUUCUUCUUUUGGCUUCUCUUGUUUUAUAGCAUCUCUUGUGCUUUCGAUUGAACGUUUUUUUUCCCAUUUUUAAAUUGUUUAGUGCGUUCACUCACAGAAAGCGGUCUUCUCUCUCUUUCUCCAUCUCUUUUAUCUUUUUUUUUUUUGGUAGAUACUCUAACAACAACAGGUUCCCCCUUCACUUGUUCUCUGAAAAUGAUAAGCUCAGGCAGGGAUGAGGAGGCGGCGCGAUCAUCGCAGGAGAACCGCCACCACCACAAAGAAGACGACUCCUCUUCCGGGGCCGCAUCGACGAAGCUGCCUGACCAGAUAAAGACGUCCAGCAAGUCCUCUCCGAAACUGGCCACCUACACUUUUGAGAAGCCCGACACGUCGGGCUGGAAACUGAGCGACUUUGAGCUGAAAAGCACGCUGGGCACCGGCUCCUUUGGUCGCGUGCGCGUGGCCCAUCGCAAAGGCUCGGACGAGUACUACGCGAUCAAGUGUCUGAAGAAGCGCGAGAUCAUCAAGAUGAAGCAGCAGCAGCACCUUAGCCAGGAGAAAACGAUUCUGAUGGAGCUGUGCCACCCAUUCAUCGUGAACAUGAUGUGCUCUUUCCAGGACGAGAAGAAGGUGUACUUUGUGUUGGAGUUCGUGAUGGGCGGAGAGAUGUUCACGCAUCUGCGUACCGCUGGGCGGUUUCCAAACGAUGUGGCGAAGUUCUAUCACGCGGAGCUUGUGUUGGCCUUCGAGUACCUGCACUCGCUGGACGUGAUCUAUCGCGACCUGAAGCCCGAGAACCUUUUGCUGGACAACAAGGGACACGUGAAGGUGACGGACUUUGGCUUUGCGAAGAAGGUGCCGAACCGGACGUUCACGCUGUGUGGGACCCCAGAGUACCUUGCACCGGAGGUGAUUCAAAGCAAGGGCCACGGGAAGGCGGUGGACUGGUGGACCAUGGGCGUGCUGCUGUACGAAUUCAUUGCCGGCUAUCCGCCGUUCUACGACGACACGCCAUUCCGUAUCUACGAGAAGAUUCUUUCUGGACGACUGAAGUUUCCGAAUUGGUUCGACGGGCGUGCGCGCGACCUUGUGAAGGGGCUGCUGCAGACGGACCACACGAAGCGGCUGGGGACGUUGAAGGGCGGUGCGGCGGACGUGAAGAACCACCCGUACUUCCACGGGGCGAACUGGGACAAGCUGUACGCGCGCUACUACCCCGCGCCGAUCCCUGUGAAGGUGAAGAGCGCUGGCGACACGAGCAACUUCGAAAACUACCCGGACAGUCCCGUGGACCGUACGCCCGCGCUGACCUCCGUUCAGCAGGCAGAGUUCAAAGAGUUCUAA